UUACUAAAUUAAGAUUUUUUUUACUCAUAACAUAAACAUAGGUUGGAUCCGUUUCAUGCCACACCAUUCCGGUUGCGGAAUCCAUUUUUCACGGCGGUGUUGGUGGCGGACCCUCCUCGGGUUUUCGCCGGAAUUUUCAACGCCUCCUUCAUCUCCUUAACCGCCUUAAAAACCUGCGUGUUUUUCUGCCUCUGUUUCUCCGAUUUGGUUCUUCUUGUUUUAUGGAUCCGGGUUUUAGAAGCUUCAUUAUCAAGGUUUUGCUUCUCAAGUUGUGAUUUUUUUAGCUGAUUUGUUCGUUUAAGGAUUUUUCAGUAAUUGCGGUGGAAGUAAGAUUGAUAUGCUGAGCAAAAAUGUCGUUGAGAAGCAUUGUACGGGAACUCAAGGAGAUGAGGGAUGGGAUUGGUAAUACGUCGAGGAGAGGUGUGGCAAGUAGGCAUUCACAGCGUCGGACAAAGUCGCAUAUUGUUCCUGAUAUCACUCUAACAUCACUUGAACCUAUUCAGCAGGGACAAUGGGCUAAUAUACCAUCUGAAUUGCUACUUGAUAUAAUUCGAAGGGUAGAAGAGACCGAGACUUCUUGGCCUGCACGUGCUGUUGUCGUUUCUUGUGCUUCUGUGUGUAAAUCAUGGAGGGCCGUUACACAAGAGAUUGUUCAGACUCCCGAAGAGUGUGGAAGGUUGACGUUUCCUAUUUCGUUAAAGCAGCCGGGUCCUCGUGAUUCUCCGAUACAGUGCUUCAUCAGGAGGGACAGAGAAACUUCUGCGUAUCUAUUGUACUAUGGACUGGUGCCAUCUGAAAAUGAGACUGAUAAGCUGUUAUUAGCUGCCAAAAAGAUAAGGAGGGCAACCGGCACUGACUUCAUCAUAUCUUUGGUUGCUGAUGAUUUUUCUCGUUCCAGCAAUGCGUAUGUUGGAAAACUCAGGUCCAACUUUUUGGGAACUAAGUUCACCAUAUAUGACAGCCAACCUCCACACGGAGCUGGAGUUCAACCAAAUAGCCGGUCCAGUAGGAGAUUUCAUCCUAGGCAGGUGUCUCCGAGAGUUCCAGCAUGUAACUACAUUGUUAGCACCGUUGCCUAUGAGCUGAAUGUUCUCCGCACUAGAGGGCCGAGAAGAAUGAAUUGCAUCAUGAAUUCUAUACCUGUCUCAGCUGUUCAGGAAGGGGGGAAUGCUCCAACUCCUACAUCUUUUCCUCAAAUUACUGAUGAUCAUUUUUGUUCUGUGUCAGCACAAGAACAAAAAGGUAAAGAUCCAAUUGGAGAUUUAAGCAAUUCAACCCUCACAGAGUUGUCGGUACAGAGCCAAGGGCCAUUUGAGUCUCUGGUACUCAAAAACAAGUCUCCCAGAUGGCAUGAACAGCUGCAAUGCUGGUGCCUAAAUUUCAAGGGCCGCGUUACAGUGGCUUCAGUUAAGAACUUUCAACUUGUGGCUGCUGUUGAGCCAUCUCAUAAUGUUCCUCCUGCAGAGCAAGAGAAGGUUAUCUUGCAGUUUGGAAAGAUUGGAAAAGAUAUAUUUACUAUGGAUUACCGUUAUCCACUCUCUGCCUUCCAAGCCUUUGCGAUAUGCUUGAGCAGCUUUGAUACAAAACCAGCAUGUGAAUGAGAUCCUUAUGGUCAUAGUCCGCUGGUUUUUUUUCAUCUAUAUAUAUGUAUAAUAUAAUUUGUUAUGCACAAUUCUUCAGCAUGGUGAAAUGCAGCCUGACUAUCAGUCAUUAGUAUUAUCUUUUAUGUUAGUUGUUGUAUCUGGAAUUUUAACCUGUAUGUUGUUUUAUAGCCCUGCAACUAAAUUUAAAUUUAGCGAAUUUUCACUUAUAAUA
This is a messenger RNA of Medicago truncatula (barrel medic), 1815 nucleotides long. RefSeq names its product tubby-like F-box protein 5. Bases 351 to 1601 code for a protein of 416 amino acids. The transcript is spliced from 5 exons. Lineage: Eukaryota; Viridiplantae; Streptophyta; Magnoliopsida; Fabales; Fabaceae. The record is from RefSeq and is a predicted model, not a curated record. Gene Ontology annotation, molecular function: protein binding.